AUUACAGAAUAAGAACAACGACCCAAUGCAGUGCCACUGACACUCAGAGCAAUCGAAGUGAGAGAAAAACAAAGCUCUCUUACGACAGAGAAAUCGAAAGCAAACCCACAAAAAAUAACAGAAACAAUUCGAAUUCCAAGAAGAAGAAGAGCUACGAAGGUCAGAAUUCAACGAAUCAUUGCACACACACACACACAGAGGUUCGUUCUUUCUCUAUCUCUGUGUCUCUGUUGGUGUGUUUGUAUUUUGCUUUUCCGAUUUCUCUGUUAUGCAAGUUCGAAACUUUUGAAGUCACGUCCCAACCCAGAAAGUGUUCCCUCUGAUCUCUUUAGUUUCACUUCAACUCGCGAUCUCAAGUGUGUUGCAUCGUAGAAUUUCGGUUUAGGAGUCGUUGUUUUGAAUAAAUGGAGUGUCUUUGGAUGGUGCAGCCAUGAAAUUUACGGGUUUCUCAGCUAAUGAAUUUCUGUUAUGGAGAUUUAAAGUUUAGGGUUUUGAUAUAUGAAGAAUUUUGAAGAUGGGUUUUAAGUAAAUAUUAGGGAUUUGUAACUGAGCUUGAUCUCUGCUUGGGUUUGUAAUUUGGUUUCUAGGGCUUCUGUUUUUGGUACUAGGAUGAGCUUUGACUCUGUAUUUUAUGGUCUAUGGAUGGAUGAAUUUGGGGUUGUUUGGAUAUUGAGCUAACCGUAACUCUGAAGGGUUUGGGGGGAGUUUAUAUAUAUCUGUUGUAUGAGUUUGUUCGCUGAGAAAUGCAUCCCCAGAAGUACUCCCGAAUCGAUGUGGCUGAUUUGAAGGCUCAGAUAGUGCAGAAGAUUGGACCCAAAAGGUUCAAGCAGUACUUUUAUUACUUGACUAGAUUCUUGAGUCAUAAGUUGACUAAGAUUGAGUUUGAUAGAUUGUGUGUUUGGGUGCUCGGGAGGGAGAAUCUACCAGUUCAUAACCAAUUUAUACGUUCGAUCUUGAAGAAUGCAUUUCAUGCAAAAACCCCACCUUCAAUGCAUGAAGUGGGACCCACAAAAUCUUCUGUAGUAUCUGGAAAAAGUUCUCCCACUAUUGAAGAUGGCCAUGAACAAAAUGGGUUGUUUGUUCCAAAUCAAACAUCAAGUGUGCCGAUUUGGUCGAAUGGGGUUGUUUUACCAAUGUCCCCAAGAAAGGGUAGGUCUGCGAUUCGUGAUAGGAAACUUAAGGAUCGGCCCAGCCCUCUCGGAUAUAAUGAAAAGGCAUAUGUUGCAUCUCAUCAAUCAACAACUACAGAAGACAGUGUUUUCAAAACCCUCAUGGAAAAUGGGAAUUUGGUUCCAUGCGACUACCAGAGGCCAGUGCAGCAUAUUCAAGGACUCGCUGAGCAGUCUGAAAAUGGAAGACCUAGAAUAGAGAACUCAACUGGUGCUCCGUUUUCUCUACGUAGCAAAGGUCAAAUUGAAGCGGCUGUUGUUGAAGAUGGGGAAGAGGUGGAACAGGCUAGCCAUUCGUAUAUCUCUAGAAGUUCUCUUGUUGCUCCUCUUGGGAUUCCGUUUUGCUCGGCUAGUGUUGGAGGGUCCCAGAAAGCAUUACCCUCGGCCAGCACUAAUUAUGAUGUUUUCUGUUUUGACAGUGGGGGUUUGUCUGAUACAGAAACACUGAGGAAACGGAUGGAGCAGAUUGCACUGCUACAAGGCCUCGGAGGAGUUUCUAUGGAAUGUGCUAAUGUGUUGAAUAACAUGUUGGAUGUGUACUUGAAGAGGUUGGUCAGGUCUUCUGUGCAGUUGGUUGGGGUGAGUUCUGGGUAUGAGCUAAAAAGGCAGCCUGCCCCCAAACAUCAGAUUCAAAGCAAGCUUAUUAAUGGUAUGUUGCCUAGUAAUCACGUGCAUAAGCAAAGCAAUGGUGGGCCCCCAGAAGCCGUGCAAGAAUGCAGACCAAUAUCAUUGCUUGAUUUCAAGGUUGCAAUGGAGUUAAAUCCACAGCAACUUGGAGAAGACUGGCCAUUGUUGCUGGAGAAGAUAUGUAUGAAUGCAUUUGAGGAAUAGCACACCCAAAAAGAUAUUGGUGUUUCCUUGGCUUGAGAUCUGAGAGACAUGGUUGAUGCAGCCAUAUUUCUUUUUAUGGCCACGGUGAACCAGAUGACUUCUUCUCAGAUGUAGCUUAGACCCUUGCAAGAUGAACAAUGGAUCCGAGCUUGCCACAUCCCCAUGUUCGGUUGCCAUCUAAGGGCAAUUUCGUGCAGAAUGCCGGUGUUUGGUUGCACUGUUGUAUGUUUAGCAUUUGUGUUGGCUGUCUUACGUUGUCACUGAAGAUCUUCUGUGUAAAUUACAGCCAAUGAGGAGGAAAUCUUAAAAAGUUUUGCAGGGGUACUGCUGUGUAGCUUGGUGAAAGGAUGGUAAAUUUUUGUUACAUUCAAUCCUUGCUACUUCCAAGGAGUGUGCUCAUACAAAGAACUGAAUAUUUUUGUCCUGUAUUACUCAAUAAAGGAUAAUAUCAGUGGAGAGCUCAAAGUUAUUGGUUGCAUUGCUGAGUGCACAUGUGGUGAAUUUUUUGACUCUGGAAACAAAGUAAGGUGUUGGGGACAAAAAUAAGAGUACAGUAAUGGUUAUUUCAUGCCAUGCUUCUUCAGAGUUGAAGCGGAAGUUCUUGUGAAGAAAUUUUGUUUGAUUCUCUACUUAAUUGAUUUUCAUUUGGUGUCAAAGACUUCUUUUUAUCCCACAUUUUUUUUUUCUUUAGCCAUGUAAACUGGAUUCAUUUUGGUCUAUGCUGCUUUUCUUAUUACAUCAAAAUAAUGUUAUCAUGUCA
Messenger RNA from Camellia sinensis, 2760 nucleotides. RefSeq lists its product as uncharacterized. NCBI's taxonomy places the organism in Eukaryota, Viridiplantae, Streptophyta, Magnoliopsida, Ericales, Theaceae. Gene Ontology annotation, biological process: regulation of transcription by RNA polymerase II. The record is from RefSeq and is a predicted model, not a curated record. Gene Ontology annotation, molecular function: transcription coactivator activity. Gene Ontology annotation, cellular component: SAGA complex.